Molecule: messenger RNA, 499 nt
Organism: Amoebophrya sp. A120
Lineage: Eukaryota; Dinophyceae; Syndiniales; Amoebophryaceae
Source: the annotation of a GenBank genome assembly
CGACCUACCCCGUUGAGAAGAACAAAGAAACGAACAAACAAACACCCCUGACGGAACAGCAGAAAACCGAGCAAAAAGACCGGAACUUCAAGCAGAAAGUCUACCUCGUGAACAAGCUGCGCACCAUCGUGCACGAACAGAAGCUGACCAACGCAGAAAUCGACGACUUGGUGCGGAUUGCCGCCAACGUCCUGCAACAGAAAUUCGACAUUUUGCAAUUGAAAGUCGAGGAACUGGAACUCAUCCCGGGGAUCGGGUUCGCGCAGCCGCACCAUUUGAAGGGCCCGAAUAAGAAAAAUUUGACUUCGGAGCAGCAAAUCAGGGUGAACACGUUGUUGCGCAAGCGGGAGGAGCUGGAGGAAACGCGGGUGCUCGGGAAAAAGAUGGCGGAAUACAAGUGGCGCGUUCCUCCAAUUACAACAGCAGAGGAGCAGCAUAUUAAUAGAGCUACAUCUGGGCCGACCCUAACCACGGGCGGCCUCCGCCUUCCCUCCCCGCC